Saxophila tyrrhenica is the source of this 1623-nucleotide messenger RNA. RefSeq lists its product as uncharacterized. The record is from RefSeq and is a predicted model, not a curated record. Gene Ontology annotation, molecular function: transmembrane transporter activity. The coding region runs from base 1 to 1623 and encodes 540 amino acids. NCBI's taxonomy places the organism in Eukaryota, Fungi, Ascomycota, Dothideomycetes, Mycosphaerellales, Extremaceae. Gene Ontology annotation, cellular component: membrane. Gene Ontology annotation, biological process: transmembrane transport. The transcript has 7 exons.
AUGGAAGAGAAGAAAGACCACGCCGCGCACGUCGAGCGCAGCAGCAACAGCAACAGCGGCAGCGACGUCGAAGUACCGCCCUCCCUUCCCCUUCUCCCUUCCCUUCACCCAGCUAACCCUGAGCUCCAGAAAGCCAGCACCCCUACGGAUUACGAGAAAGCGGCCCCUGCUCUUAUAGAUGAGCCUACAAUCACGCUUGACACGGAUUUUGUUGAGGAUAAGGCGCGCUCGAAGCGGUUGCGAUGGAAGGUUGAUUUGAAGUUUUUGCCGUUGUGCGCGUUUAUUUACCUGCUCAACUACCUGGACCGUGGCAACAUUGGCGCCGCACGAAUAAUGAACGAAGAGACGGGCGACGACAUCCUCCAAGUCACCGGCACGACCACCAAAGGCUACGCCACGGCCAUCUCGCUCUUCAGCGUCGCGUACGCGCUCUUCGAAGUGCCCUCUAACUGGAUCAUGAAGCGCUACGUGCGGCCUUCGCUGUGGCUGGGGUUUCUGCUGUUCGGGUGGGGGGCGUUGACGGUGGGGUUCACGGGGAUUCAGACGUAUGGGCAGGUGGUGGGGUUGCGGUUUUUGAUUGGUGUUUUUGAGGUCAGUCUUGCUAUCCUUCAGAUCCACUUUACUCUACUCGUCUCGAGAGCCGGCUUCUACCCCGGGAUCAUUUACUUCAUCACAAUGUGGUACCCCGUCGAAGAGCGCGCCCUCCGCAUCGCCCUCGUAGGCUCCUCCGCCUCGGCCGCCGGCGCCUUCAACGGCGCCAUAGCGUACGGCGUCGGGCAAAUCAACGGCACGGCCGGGCUGGAAGGGUUCCGGUGGUUGUUCUUGAUCGAAGGCAUAAUAACCCUCGCCUGCGUCCCUCUCUUCAUCUGGUCCGUCCCGGACUACCCGGCCCGCGCGCGCUGGCUCAGCGAGGACGAUAAGAAGUACAUCGAGGACCGCAUCAAGGUGCGCGGGGGCGGGUACACCAAGGCGCAUGCGUCGCGGCAUGAGGUGUUGGUCACGUGCUUUCAUCCGCGGAUGAUGGCGCAUUUUUUCGCUUAUUUGUGCGAUAUGAUUCCGUUGGGGAGUAUGACGUUCUUCGCUCCGACGAUUGUGAAUGGGCUCGGCUACGACUCCCUGCGAGCGAACUUGAUGACCGUCCCCCCUUGGAUCUUCGGCUACCUCGUCUGCCUCUCCCUCGCCUACUCCGCCGACCGCCACAACGCCCGCGGCCUCCACGUCGCCUGCAGCAGCUUCGUCGGCUUCAUCGGCUGGCUGGUCCAAGCCUGCGCCCCCGCGGACGCCUACGCGGUCCGCUACGGCAUGCUGUUCCUCUGCGCCGCGGGCGCCUUCCCCUCGGCCAACCCUUUGAGCGCGUGGGUGACGUGUAACGUGCCAAGUAUUGCGACGAUGUUCAUCGCGACGGCAGUGAAUAAUUCGUUCGCCGGGGUGGGGAGUCUGGUCAGUCAGUGGAUUUGGCUGGAUCGGGAGAAGGAGACGGGGUAUACGACGGGGAAUGCGGUGUGUGCGGCGUGUAGUGCGUGUGUGGUGGUGACGAGUUUGGGGUUGCGGUGGUGGUAUGGGCGGUUAAAUCGAAUUGGGGAGAAGGAUGCGAGGGGGAAGGAGAGGAUUUGGUUGUUGUAG